Onychostoma macrolepis is the source of this 4780-nucleotide messenger RNA. RefSeq names its product gastrula zinc finger protein XlCGF8.2DB-like. Bases 208 to 1296 code for a protein of 362 amino acids. Lineage: Eukaryota; Metazoa; Chordata; Actinopteri; Cypriniformes; Cyprinidae. Gene Ontology annotation, cellular component: nucleus. The transcript has 4 exons. Gene Ontology annotation, biological process: regulation of transcription by RNA polymerase II. Gene Ontology annotation, molecular function: DNA-binding transcription factor activity, RNA polymerase II-specific; RNA polymerase II cis-regulatory region sequence-specific DNA binding. The record is from RefSeq and is a predicted model, not a curated record.
CACUCCUCCUUUUAUCCUUCCGGAGCUCCUCCGUGGGAUUCGAGACCGGACUUUUAUUUUGAUACGAUGGCGUGACGUCACGAGGCUGCGUCGCGCUCCUGCAUUUGUUGUGAUUCUGCUGAAGAAAGCUUAAACAGAACAGUGUGUGCAAACAUACAGAAAAACUCCUGCUGAAGCGACUGAGAUCCACGUGACACUAUUAUAAAGAUGGUGUUUAUUAAAGAGGAGAAUGAAGAGGCAUUCAAACAUGAAGAUACUGAGGAACAAAUAGACCUGAUGCUGCUGAAAGAGGAGAGUCAAGAACUGCAUGAUGUAAAGGAAGAGAAACAUCUGUAUGAGAAACAUCAUGAUUUCAUAACUGCAAACGAUAUUUUAGUUGCUCAGACUAAAAAGGUUUUCUCGCGAAAAAGGGCGCAAACGACUAGAUCUAGAAGUUAUCGCACCUGCCAACAGUGUGGAAAGAGUUUCGCCAGAAAAGGAGGACUUAACGUUCACAUGAGAAUUCACACUGGAGAGAAACCUUUCACCUGCCCUCAGUGUGGAAAGUGUUUUAUUGAAAAUGGAAACCUUACAAAACAUAUGAGAGUUCACACUGGAGAGAAGCCUUACACAUGCGCUGAGUGUGGAAAGAGUUUCACUAGAAAUGGAAGUCUCAAAGUCCACAUGAGGAUUCACACUGGAGAAAACCCUUACACAUGUCAACAAUGUGGAAAGAGUUUUACUCAUAAAGCAACAAUUAAUGCCCACAUGAGGCUUCAUACUGGAGAGAAGCCUUACAUGUGCCCUCAGUGUGGAAAGUGUUUUAAACAUCAAGCAACCCUUAAUGGCCACAUGAGAAUUCACACUGGAGAGAAGCCGUUCAUAUGUGAUCAGUGUGGGAAAAGGUUCAGAAGUAAAGUAAACCUUAAUUGGCACAUGAGGAUUCACUCAAGGGAAAACUGUUUUAAAUGUCAUCAGUGCGUAAGGAGUUUCACAGACAAGAAACACCUUAAGAAUCACGUAAUAACUCACAUCGGAGAAAAGCCUUUCAUGUGCCAUGACUGUGGAAAGAGCUGCACAAACAAAGGAAACCUUAAGGUUCAUUUGAGAACUCACACUGGACAGAAACCCUUCACCUGCCAACAGUGUGGAAAGAGUUUCACAGUUAAAGGAAACCUAAAGACUCACAUGAGGAUUCACACUGGAGAGAAGCCAUUCACAUGUGGUCGGUGUGAAAUUAGUUUCACAUAUAUCACAGACCUGAAACGUCAUUUGCAAUCUCAUUCUGGGAAGAAAUUGCAGUGUUCCUCAGUGUGACGAGGUUUACAAAACUGAGCAAUUUCAAAAAUCACCUGUGUAUUCCAGUGUCGGGCAGUAGCGUAGCUGUUUUCUUGAUCAAAAACAGAGCUUCGCUACUGAAAAUCUAUUUGAUUAAGUAGCGCGGUAGCGUCAACAAAAGCUAAUAUUACAUUUUCCAAAGCAUUUCAGAGGCUUCAAGCUCAAAUCGAAAAUAUAAUUGCUUAGGAUCACUGAUCCUGGAUCAGUAAGUGACGCCACUGCCACUAAACCUCAUAACGCCAUUGGCUCCUCAAACUGUCAUUCAAACCUCAUUAUUCCUCCCGCCUCUCAAAUGAAAUGCAGUGCGUAUUUUAGAGCAUCUCCGCUUGUUUGCAGUCCGAAGGUAAAUCAAGAACUGUUGAUUGAAUAAGUACAGCGGUUUCUUUACUCAAGAAUCACUAUAUUUAUAAAGGCUAAUGUUUUUUGUAUUUGAGGAGCGGAGAAGAGUGUCUUAGUCUAGCAUUUGUUGUCGAGUCAAAUAGCUUGUGCAAAUCGCUUAAUCUUUUAUAAAAUGAUAUUUUGGCGAAAUAACAGAAAAAAACUGAGCGCCCACAUGGCGACAGAAAACUGUAUAACCUGCAAGUUCAUGAAAACGUAUGUGAUGCAAGUACUGCCUCUGAUGUGGCGGUAAUGACGGGAAAAAACAUUCGCUGGUCAAAAAUUUCGUAUUUGAACUUGAUCUUGGUAAAAUGUUAAUAAUAUAAUGACACAUGCAACGAUGCAAAUAAACGUAGCCUAUUUGUAGGCCUAUACAUUUAUAUGGUAACACUAUACAAUAAGAUAUCAUUAGUUAAUGUUAGCUAAUGUUCUAACGUGAACAAACAAUGAACAAUACAUUUAUUACAGUAUUUAUUCAUCUUUGUUAAUGUAAAUGAAUGAAAAUACAGUCGUUAAUUGGUAUGUUCAUGUUAAUUCACAGUGCAUUAAUGUUAAACAAUUUUUGAUUUUAAUAAUGCAUUAAAUUGAAAUUACCAAUAAGAUUAAUAAAUGCUGUAGAAGUAUUGUUCAUUCUUAGUUCAUGUUAACUUAUACACGCUCACUAUUGAACUUUAUUGUGAACUGUUACCAUUUAUAUAUAUAAAUCUGUAUACAAUAAAGCCACAAUACCAAUUUUCUGCAUAGCUGUGUUUAUUAUUGAAGGUGCCAUAGAAUGGAAAACUGUAUUUACCUUGGUAUAGUUGAAUAAUAAGAGUUCUGUACAUGGAAAUGACAUACCGUGAGCCAGUGGUUGACUGGCCAUCUACAGCACCAGGAGUUUUCCCGGUGGCCGCUGUACAAUGUUGGCUGGCCCAUUGUGUAAAUAUAAAGAAUGGAUUAUAGUAAAUGUAGGUUACGUAGCCUAUACAUGUCCAUCAGCCCAGACAAAUGGCCCUUUUCGAAUUUCUCAGAUUUUAAUGCCGUUUACAUUAUUUGCCAGUGUACAUAGAAACACUAACGUAGCCUUUUUCAGCGGACAAAAGAUAAGAGUGAAUGUUUGUCGUUAUAUUUCUUCUGUAAUUUUACGUGUCUAAGAAAAUGUUUCAAAAAAUUGUAAAAAUAUAAUUCUCAAACUUACUCUAGAACAUUGGAAAUCUGAAAACUUUUGCUUUCAAGUGCCGUGAUUAGGAAAGUUCUAAAGAAGAUUUUAAUGUAAACGUUUUAAUGGUUUAAUGUUUGAGCUAAAUGAAAUAUUUCUGUGAUCAAAGCAGUAUUUUCAGCAUCAUUACUCCAGUCUUCAGUGUCACAUGAUCCUUCAGAAAUCAUUCUAAUAUGCUGAUUUGCUGCUCAAUUAAUUUCAAUUAUUAUUUGUGCUCAGUUAUUAAUAAUGGUUCCUAUUAUUAUAAAUACUGAAAACUGUUUUUGAUUCUUAAUAUUUUUGUGGAAACGGUGACACUUUUUCAGGAUUAUUUGUUGAAUACAAAGUUAAAGAACAGCGUUUUUAUAUAUAAAUAAUUUUUAUAAGUAGCCAAUAUAUUUACUGUUACUUAAAUCAAUUUAAUGCAACCUUGCUGAAUAAAAGUAUUGUUUUUUGUUAACUCCAGACUGAAUGGUGAUGUAUCACAGUUUCCACAAAAAUAUGAAGCAGCACAAUUGUUUUCAACGCUGAUAAUAGUCAGAAAUGUUUCUUGAGCAGCAAAUCAGCAUAUUCGAAUGAUUUCUGAAGGAUCAUGUGACACUGAAGACUGGAGUAAUGAUGCUGAAAAUUCAGCUUUGAUCACAGAAUAUAUAAUUAUAUAUAUAACUGUGAGCCUCAAACACCUUUGUUUCCUCCUUCUUAUGUAAAUCUUGUGCAUGCAAAAGACCACUGAAAAAGAAGCGAAUCCCAACAUAACACCGACUGUGACGUUACAGUCGGGAUCAUUAAUGUUUACACCUCCAACAUUUGCGUAACGUAUACCAGCCCAUGUUCUAGGCCAGCCGGACCUGCACAGCUGAAUCAUCGAUGCAGUGUUGCCAGAUAUUGCUAUUAAAACAAACAAAAACCAAUAAAUUAAUAAAAAUAAACUGAAAUUAUUUCAAAUCAUUUGCAAUUAAGAUCAGAUAAAGAUAUCACUGACCCUAAACUGCAACAUCCUACUAAUUUUCUACACAAGUCCAAAGAUGCUUAUAACAGCUGGAUCUGGCAACACAGCCGUGCCCUCACUCACAACUCUCUCUCAAGCCUCGUUCAUUCCACCAGCGUCUCGCAGUGAUCAUGUUCAUACCACAGAUGCUAAACAUUCUUGCAAAAUCUCUCAAAAUCUGUAUCUUCGUCUGAUACAGGCUCAAACAUAUAAGGUUGGAUGCCUAAUCUCUCCAUCGUUCACGGACAGUAGAGAUCUGUUUGCUGUGUGAGCUGUGAAACAGGCAAUCAGAGCAGAGCUCUAGAUUAUUAUUCAUGACCCUUCCAAGGUAAUAACAGACCAUUUCAUUCUAGGGACAAAUCCUAGGGUUGUAAAUGCACAUGUAAAACCAUUUCUGGAGAUUUUUUACCCUUACCUAAGCCACAUACCUUCUAUGUAGACAUCAGAGAACAAUUUAAAAUAUUGUAUUAAUGCAUUCUAUGGCACCUUUAAUUAAAAUGCAGUAUUUAUUUGUUUUGUUUUUUUUAAUUUCCUGAAAAGUAAAAGUUUAGGCCAUAGGAGGUUUCUGGCCGAAAGCAAAAAUGUAUUUUGCCUAUGUCGCAAUAUGAGGUAAAUCCGGCCAGUACAUGAUACUUAUUUUUGUUGCCAAAUUGGUUUGGAACAGUUGAAUAAACAACUAAACUGAACUAUUAUGCUUGUCUAUCUGCUUGACUGACAGCUUUAUUGAUCAUCACUGAGAGAACAUUGACUUUUAGAUGUAGAAAACUACUUUCGCCAUGUUACCAUAGCUUAGCUUGCUACAUUUCCCAGGAGGAUAGCUUUACCCUGUGUCCCAAUGUGCAUACUGUCCACCCUAUCUGCCCUAAAUAGUAUUUAAAAUUACUACUAUCACAUAGAAUAUAGGAUGGAUAGUGAUUGCA